UCUUUCCCUCUCAAACGGCCUCAAAGCUUUCUCUCUCCUCUGCUCCUGCAAACAAGUUCUUUUGCUUUUACAUUAAAGCUUUUUGAAAAACUAGUUGCGGAGCUCCGAGUCUGUAACUGUACCAGUACUGCCAUGGACGGAGGAGGAGCACAGUACAACCCUCGCACUGUCGAGGAGGUUUUCAGAGAUUUCAAGGGUCGCCGAGCUGGCAUGGUCAAAGCCCUCACCUCUGAUGUUGAAGAGUUUUACCAGCAGUGCGAUCCUGAAAAGGAAAAUCUUUGUCUUUAUGGAUUCCCUAGUGAGCAAUGGGAAGUCAAUUUACCUGCUGAAGAGGUUCCUCCAGAGCUCCCAGAACCUGCUUUGGGCAUUAACUUUGCAAGAGAUGGGAUGCAAGAAAAAGACUGGUUGGCUCUUGUUGCUGUCCACAGUGACGCAUGGUUACUUUCUGUGGCAUUCUAUUUUGGUGCUAGAUUUGGUUUUGACAAAGCUGACAGGAAACGUCUCUUCAAUAUGAUAAAUGAGCUUCCAACAAUUUUUGAGGUAGUGACUGGAACUGCCAAGAAACAAGUAAAGGAUAAGUCAUCUGUCUCGAACCAUAGCAGCAACAAAUCCAAGUCAAAUUCAAAAGGGCGAGGUUCUGAAUCCCUGGCGACAUAUUCAAAGUUGCAACCAAAAGAUGGGGAGGAGGUAUUUGAUGAGGAAGAUGAAGAGCAUGGCGAUACCUUGUGUGGGGCAUGUGGGGAGAACUAUGCUUCAGAUGAAUUCUGGAUCUGCUGUGACAUAUGUGAGCAGUGGUUCCAUGGCAAGUGUGUGAAGAUCACUCCUGCCAGGGCUGAGCACAUCAAACAGUACAAGUGCCCGUCAUGCACCAACAAGAGAGCACGACCCUGAUAACCCGUUGAGGUGGGUGGGUUCUCACCUCGUAUGUUUGGCUCAGGUCAGACUUAGCUAACUGUCCAGUUUAGUCAGGUUUUCUGUCAUGAGUGUCAGCAAAUCAUGUGUAUGGAGUACUACGCUCUUGUUUAUCCAGAUUUAUUGUUAGUUUGCUACUCUUGAACGCUUUUUAUUUGAUUCUAAAUGGGGUAGAUAUAGUUCUUUGCUCUUGUAGGAAGGUGUUUCUCUUCUUAGGUCUGAAUAUUUAUUUAACUUCUGCCAUAUGUCAAUUAAUGCAGGCAACUUUGUGUCUGGUUGAAAUUUAUGUUCGUGUUAACUACUUUGUUUUUGAUGUCAGUUGGCAAGGAAUUAUAACUUGUAGGCAUUGAUUUUGAUUUAUGCCAUGUUUGGGUGACAUGAGUAGGAGAUUAGGGCUGAAAUCUUUGUACCUGGAUUAGGAUGUCCAAAUUGAGUCCAAUUGGACAUUCUAGAAAUUUGUUGUGGA
Molecule: messenger RNA, 1378 nt
Organism: Ilex paraguariensis (yerba mate)
Lineage: Eukaryota; Viridiplantae; Streptophyta; Magnoliopsida; Aquifoliales; Aquifoliaceae
Source: the annotation of a GenBank genome assembly